GUUAGUGUUGCAGUGUUGGUUGAUGCAGUUACGCCAUUAGCUCUUCUCUCUUUCUUUUUGCAUUCAAAAUGUCCUCUAGUUCUAGUAGCUUGCCUGAGAACUCUAUCUGGGAUCUCUCUUUGUAUGAGGUACAGCGUAAGCCUCAUGAUGUAGUAACUGAUGGUUCGUUGCUAAGGAUCAGCCCCAGGGCCCUGCACUCUGAGCUGAUGUGUCCAAUCUGUCUGGACCUCAUGAAGAAUGCACAAACUACAAAAGAGUGCUUGCAUCGUUUCUGUCAAGAGUGUAUCAUCACUGCCCUGAGGAGUGGUAAUAAAGAGUGUCCUACUUGUCGAAAGAAGUUAGCUUCAAAACGUUCGUUGAGGUCUGAUCCCAACUUUGAUGCACUCAUUGCCAAGAUUUAUCCAAACAGAGAUGAGCUCCUUCAGCAACAGGAUAAGCCGAGACUAACAUUCCACCAGUCAUUGCAAUAUUUAUCAACUAGAAAGAGAAGAGCUGACACUCCACAAGAUGUCCCCAGUACUGUUGCUUCAGUCAGUAAUACUCCAUCGCCAAACACGAAAGUACAAAAAAUACAGCAACAAGAAACUAACGAUGAAGAAGUUGAACUGAUUGAGAAUACCUCCACCAGUCAAGAGGAAGAGAAAGAGGUGCGUCUUGAGUUUCAGUUGAGGCCACACCCUUCAGAUGAUUCUGUUGCAUCUUUGGAUAUUCGUAAUUUAGCAACUUCACCUGGUGCCACUGUUGCUCAUAUUACCAAGUUCCUGUCAUUGGUCCAAAGCCCAGAUUCAUCAAUCAAUGAUAAUAAUAAUGAUAAUAAAGGUUCCUUCAGUAUAUCAACUCAGCUGGGAUCUGAUGAAUAUAUAAAACUGUCUGAGUCUACAAGUUUGAAACAAAUCUGUGAGAAUUUUUGGACUCCUGGAGAAAAAAUGAUGUUAUAUUUUUCGUCCGUUCCAAACGAGACAACAGCUGCAACUAAAUAAAUGGACUAUUUGAAAGCAAACUUGUUAAUAAAUAAUAAAUAAUAAUAAUAAAUUAUUAAUAAAUAUCUGUGCUUUAAUUAUCUGUUUGGUUUUAUUCAUGUUCACCUCAUUAA
Messenger RNA from Amphimedon queenslandica, 1093 nucleotides. RefSeq names its product E3 ubiquitin-protein ligase RING2-like. The transcript has 14 exons. The record is from RefSeq and is a predicted model, not a curated record. The coding region runs from base 69 to 980 and encodes 303 amino acids. Gene Ontology annotation, molecular function: chromatin binding; ubiquitin protein ligase activity. Gene Ontology annotation, cellular component: PcG protein complex; ubiquitin ligase complex. Lineage: Eukaryota; Metazoa; Porifera; Demospongiae; Haplosclerida; Niphatidae.